Galendromus occidentalis (western predatory mite) is the source of this 1515-nucleotide messenger RNA. Its product is annotated as iroquois-class homeodomain protein IRX-2-like. The record is from RefSeq and is a predicted model, not a curated record. Lineage: Eukaryota; Metazoa; Arthropoda; Arachnida; Mesostigmata; Phytoseiidae. The transcript has 6 exons. Gene Ontology annotation, biological process: cell development; neuron differentiation; regulation of transcription by RNA polymerase II. Gene Ontology annotation, molecular function: RNA polymerase II cis-regulatory region sequence-specific DNA binding; DNA-binding transcription factor activity, RNA polymerase II-specific. The coding region runs from base 1 to 1515 and encodes 504 amino acids. Gene Ontology annotation, cellular component: nucleus.
AUGCCGGGUUCGAAUCCUGCGGUGAAAACCGAACCUACGGAAAGCUCGUCAGCCCCCGCUCUCAGCGCACCGGCCCCCGCGGCUACAAGCGGAAUUCACUGUCUGCCACCUCAUUUGCAGCAUCUUCCCAACUGUACCCCAGUCGCUGCCGAUCCUGUGACACAACGACAGAUUUGCUCCUGUGUUUCACAAUAUCAGAGAUUGGCGAGCAGCACAAUGUACGGCCCGCCCGCCUUAAGUCCUCCGAUCGGAGUCCCGCCACCGGCUUCUGCGCCCAAGGCGUCGACAGAUUCACAGGCCGCAACUGCAGCCGCUCUCCAGGCUGCGGCCGCAGCUGGAUUCCUUCCUCUAGGUGCUGCAGAUGGAGUUCCGUCGGCAUUCUACCCACCUGGCGCCAAUCCAGCCGGAGUUCCGACUCCUGGUGCAGGUCUUGAACUGAAGGAAAACCUCGAAGCUUGGAGGAAUCUCUCUCCAGCUGCAGCUGCGUACGCCUCGAUGUAUUCAGCUGGAUACCCAUACGAUGCUGCUACAGCACCUCUAGCCGGCUACCCAUUCGCAGGCUAUGGAAUGGAUCUGAACGGCGCCCGGCGGAAGAAUGCCACCCGCGAGACGACGAGUACGCUGAAAGCGUGGCUAAAUGAGCACCGCAAAAAUCCUUAUCCUACUAAAGGGGAGAAGAUUAUGCUUGCUAUUAUCACCAGGAUGACUCUUACUCAGGUAUCGACUUGGUUUGCGAACGCGCGACGGAGGCUCAAGAAGGAGAACAAGAUGACAUGGUCGCCGAGGAACCGCUGUGACGAGGACGAUGACGACGAUCUCGACGAGGCCACACCGACCAACAACAAUCAGACAGCGCCUCGAGAACAAAGUGAUUCCAAUAGAUCGAACCAAUCGUCUGGCGAUCACCAACGCGCAGCGAUGAUGGCCGCUGAGGAACUGGCGGCGCAGAGAAAUAAGCAGCUUGCCGAGUUGAUGCGCGGCCAGGAAAUGCUCAGUCAUCCCGCACUUCUCGGUCAUCCGCAUCCUCACCUCGCCCAACUACACGGCUUGUUGCAGCUGAAGCGACCAGCUCCAUCUCACGACGACGAAAACGAUUUGGUAGACGUUGACGAUGACCGUCCUGAACCUCCGUCCCCGAAAAGGGAGCGUCGAUCGAGUGAAGGCUCGGCCGCGAGCGAAAACGACGCAACUGCAAACGGGGGAACGGAAGGUUCGAAAUCGCCUCAAUCGAGACCGACCAUCCACCACACUAGCCCUGGCAGUCAGAAACCUCGUAUCUGGAGUAUCGUCGACACCGCUACCGAGACCAAGUCACCCGAACGAUCUCCACAGUCUUCGCCUCCACCAGCACCUGUCCUAAACUCAUUGUUUGCCGAUCGAUUAUUCGGUGCUUCGCCUCAACAGAAGCAGUGGUACGCCGCCUUGGCGCACAACGCGGCUGCGGCGGCGGCGGCAGCCCAGCUGGCACAGCGAGCGCAGUCGCCCGCGGCCUCAACGACGUCCUCGACGUCUUAA